GUGUUGUCAUGUAGUAUGAUCCAUAGAGCGAAAAGUCUGGUCGCCCGCAACUGCUUCGGAAAGAGGGGGAUCUGGAGAGAGGGAGGAGAGGAGAGAAAGAAAGUGACAGGAAGCCACCUCAUUAAACACUGACAGCAGGGUCAAAGAAAGAGAGGAGAAGAAAGAGUGUGUCCAGAACACACCAUAACCAUAUGGUGAUCUUAGAAGUGGAAAAGCUAGCAGAAAAGGGGUGGUCUGUUACUUCAGAAAAGAAAAAGUGCGAACUAAAAGGAAACUUUCCCUGAAAAAGUUAGAGACUCCAUCAUGUCAACGCUCUCGGCAGAGACAGGCCCUGAGGAUGCCAACAAUCAGAGCUUCUGGAUGACAGGGAACUACCACCGGACAGUGAAGAGGACCGAAGAUGCCUUCCAGGCGUGUAAUGAUAUAAUGGCGUGUUUCCAGGAGAGGGCCAGGGUCGAGAGACAGUACGCGCAGCAACUUAGUGAGUGGAGUACCAAGUGGAAACCUCUAGUGGAUGCUAGUCCUCUCUACGGCUCUCUGUUACGAGCCUGGCAGUGCUUCCUCUCUUCUGCUGACCGCCUCUCCUCGCUGCACUCCUCCAUCUGUCGUGCUCUGGUGUCAGAGGAUGGAGAUCGCAUGCGGACAUGGCAGAAGGAGACUUUUCGUAAGAAGAUAUUUGGAGGUUUCAAGGAGUCCCAGGAUUUUGAAACUGGUUUCUCACGUGCUCAGAAGCCCUGGGCCAAGAGACUGAAGAAGCUAGAGAAGGCUAAGUCAGCGUUUCACAAAGCUUGCCGUAAGGAACACGUGGCUCGUGAGCGGGAGGCCCAUGCCCAAGGCAACCCUGACAUUGCCAUCGAGAAACAGAGGAAGAUCCAGGAAGAGACUGAACUGGCUCACCAGGAAACCGAGAAAGUGCGAGCCCGCUAUGAGAAGAUUCUUGAGGAAGUGACGCAUUAUGCUCCACGCUACAUGGAGGAAAUGGAGUCGAUCUUUGACCAAUCGCAGGAGGAGGAGAGAAAGAGGAUAAGCUUCCUCAAACAGGCUUUCCUGUCCAUCCACAGACACUUGGAUGUCACCAACAAUGAGAGCGUAAAAGCCGUGUACAAUGAGCUCCAUAACACUCUGAUGUCCAUCAGCGAGCAGGAAGAUUUGCGCUGGUGGAAGAAUACACACGGGCCAGGAAUGCCCACCGACUGGCCUCAAUUUCAGGAGUGGACUCCAGACAAGAAGCAUAAAAAGGGAAAGAAGGAGGUGGAGCAGAAAGCAGUAGUGAUGGAGAGAAGUGUAAUGAUUGGAGGAGUGAGAGUCAGAGCUCUCUAUGACUACGUUGGACAGGAGACGGAUGAGCUGUCCUUCAAAGCAGGUGAGGAGUUUCUGAAGAUCGAGGAUGAGGAUGAUCAGGGUUGGUGCAGAGGCAUGAUGGAUGGAGGGAAAGAGGGCCUUUACCCUGCUAACUACGUGGAGGUGGUGUAAAACCACAGGACAGCAUGGAGCUCCAGCUCUGGGGUCCGUAACUGCCUACAGGCGCCCAGGUUUAAGCCUGGUUCACAGCCAUUUUUUUGAAGAUUGCUUUGUUUUCUGUGAGCGGAUGGUAAACAGGUAAAGGUUUAGAGUUGAAUUGAGUGCGUUAAGUUGGGAUCAGAAUGAGAAAAUGUUUCCAAAGUUCUUUCACUACGAUCUUACUUGAGAACAUUGUAAUGUUAUAUUUUAUUGUGUGUCACAUUGUAGCUUCAAGUCAAAAAUAUGCAGAGAUUUUCAUACAUUAUAAUAUGAUUAGGUACCGAGAUCCUCUAAUAUAUAUGGAGAAGAUGAACUGCAUUGUCUUGAUGCUUGCAUGAACCUACAGAGUACUUUAAGGACAAUGUCUCACACCAAAGACUUCACUGCUUAUUUACGUUUUAUCAGAGACAUGUUUCUUCUGACGAGAAUUGCGUUAUAUCUGAUGCCUGUGUAAAAGGGGCCAGAUGGUUAUGAUGUCAUCUUCAGCUACAAAUUUCACGCAAGAUGUUAAUAGGUUUGAUAAUAUGCUAUUUUAUUCCCCUUUGGUCGUGCUUGUAAA
Molecule: messenger RNA, 2059 nt
Organism: Sinocyclocheilus grahami
Lineage: Eukaryota; Metazoa; Chordata; Actinopteri; Cypriniformes; Cyprinidae
Product: protein kinase C and casein kinase substrate in neurons protein 1
Exons: 10
Coding region: 304-1473 (389 amino acids)
Biological process (GO): plasma membrane tubulation; cytoskeleton organization; regulation of endocytosis
Cellular component (GO): plasma membrane; cytoplasm; endosome
Molecular function (GO): phospholipid binding; protein binding
Source: RefSeq, a predicted model, not a curated record